UAAGAAACUAAUUUACUUCCUUAUUUAAAACACACUGGCCUGGUGUGAUUCAGACGAAGGCUGUAGAACAGUACCUGACCUGUGUAAGAUGAGGUCUGCUGUCUAUCUACUGGUGAUCAUCCAGGCCGUGUCGGGUACAGCUGCACAAGGAUCAAGUUGUCACUACAAGAAUGGAUGCAGUCCUCCCACCGACGUGUGUUCAGUGCCUCCUCCAGCUUGUCAGACAGACUGGUCUGGAAGGUACUGUCAGAUGCAUAACAUCGCACGUGGAAAACCUGCCAAUCAGAGCAGCACAUGGACAGACGGUACCGGUACCGGUACAUACGAUGCUGGUAAAGCUGUUGACGGAAAUGUCAGCACAGGCUUUUUUCAUGGAAGUUGUUCACAUACAGACGAACAGGGUGCUGGGAAUGCCAGCUGGCAUGUUCUUCUUGGUGGGACGUUCCUAAUCAGCCGGAUCACAAUCUAUCUCCGUAGUGACGCCAUUGACCACUAUCAAGCAAUGGAAGUAUUGGUCAACAACAGGACAUGUAGAAAGCUACCUGUGACAGACAUCAGAGAUUCUCCAGCUCAUCUGAGAAGUAACCCUGUGACACUCAGCUGUAUACAACCUAUAGAGGGCGACACUGUAACCAUUGAAAUGGCGGGGCCUUACUUGGCACUUUGUGAGGUGCAGGUGUUUGGUGAGAAGAAAGUGCCGUGCCACUGUUCUAAUGGCUGCUCAGAUUUCCCCAACACUCCAUGUUCAGCAACUUCAACGGGCCCAGUUUGCAUACCAUCAUGGUUCGGAAGGUUUUGCCAAAUGGAAAACAUUGCCUUUCAAAAGACAGCAGCACAGAGUAGCAAUUAUAGUGAAGGCGGCAUCCCCUACUGUGCUGCGUAUGCUGUAGAUUGGAACACUGACACAGAUUUCCCUCACAGGAGUUGUUCUCACACAAACAACGCUUCCGCCAGCUGGCAGGUUCUCCUUGAUGAUCAUCGGAUGUUCAACAUCAGCAGGAUCAGGAUCUACCUGCGAGACGGCUUUUGGGACCGCAACGAUGGCCUGCAGGUGCUUGUGAACGGCGACCUGUGUGUCCCUGUGAGUGGAACACCUGACUGGUUAGAUGGAGCUGUAACUAACCCUUUUGACGUCACAUGUACCCACGUAAUGAAGGGGAACAAUGUUACCAUCACCAUAAGCGGAGCAUUUCUGUCAUUGUGCGAGGUUCAAGUUUUUAUUUGCGGUGAUGGUUGGUUUGGGGGUAACUGUGAGAAGCAGUGCCAGUGUCUAGAUCCAUCUGAAGUAUGUGACAAGGAGACUGGCUACUGUAGGAGUGGAUGUGCUGCCGUGAAACAUGGACCAGGGUGUCAGCAAGUAUGCAGUGAUGGUUGGUUUGGCUCUGACUGUAACAAGCUUUGCCAGUGUCUGGAUCCAUCUGAAGUAUGUGACAAGGAGACUGGCUACUGUAGGAGUGGAUGUGCUGCUGGGAAACAUGGACCAGGGUGUCAGCAAGACUGUGACCAUGGUCACUACGGGGUCAACUGUUCCUACACGUGUGGUCAGUGUACUGGGUCAUCUGAUUGUCAGGAGGUCGAUGGAACCUGCACACAGGGAUGUCAACGGGGUUACAGUCCCCCUUUGUGUAAAGUGUGCAAUGAUCAGUGGUUUGGCACCAACUGUAGUGAACAGUGCAAGUGUCAGAAUGAAACAGAAGCAUGCGACAAGACCACCGGGAACUGUACAAGUGGCUGCCGUGCUGGGAAGACAGGGGUUGGAUGCCAGGAUGACUGUGUAGAAGGACGCUAUGGUGUUAAUUGUUCACAACGGUGUGGCUCGUGUAAAGAUGACUCACCGUGCAAUACAAUUACUGGUGUCUGUGCACAAGGAUGUGAAGAUAACUUUCAAACACCUUAUUGUAAAUUGUGCAAUGAUGGGUGGUUUGGCACCAACUGUAGUGAACAGUGCAAGUGUCAGAAUGAAACAGAAGUAUGCGACAAGACCACCGGGUACUGUACAAGUGGCUGCCGUGCUGGGAAGACAGGGGUUGGAUGCCAGGAUGGCACUGCGCGAGUCCAGUCAAAGAUGAUGAUACAGGCAAUGCAACAG
This is a messenger RNA of Haliotis rubra (blacklip abalone), 2089 nucleotides long. RefSeq names its product multiple epidermal growth factor-like domains protein 6. NCBI's taxonomy places the organism in Eukaryota, Metazoa, Mollusca, Gastropoda, Lepetellida, Haliotidae. The annotation marks the transcript as partial. The transcript is spliced from 15 exons. Gene Ontology annotation, molecular function: scavenger receptor activity. The record is from RefSeq and is a predicted model, not a curated record.